Messenger RNA from Monoraphidium neglectum, 999 nucleotides. RefSeq names its product signal peptidase I. Gene Ontology annotation, molecular function: 2 iron, 2 sulfur cluster binding; serine-type endopeptidase activity. The record is from RefSeq and is a predicted model, not a curated record. The transcript has 7 exons. Gene Ontology annotation, cellular component: membrane. Bases 1 to 999 code for a protein of 332 amino acids. Lineage: Eukaryota; Viridiplantae; Chlorophyta; Chlorophyceae; Sphaeropleales; Selenastraceae.
AUGGAGAAGCGGGCCUGUGGUGCCUGGGGGAGGGAUGGGGGAGGGGCGCCGCCCAUCCCCGGUGACGUCAUCAUCUUCCACCCCGUCGCGGGCGUCGGCAACAGGAGCAUAUUUGGGGACGACGUCUUCAUCAAGAGGGUGGUGGCGGUGGAGGGGGACACGGUGGAGGUCAAGAACGGCACCCUGUACGUCAACGGCAACGCGCGCGUGGAGCCCUUCAUCAACGAGAAGCCGGCCUACGUCCUGAACCGCCUGGUGGUGCCGCCUGGCGACAUUUUUGUUAUGGGCGACAACCGCAACAACAGCUACGACUCGCACGUGUGGGGCCCCCUGCCGACAGAGAACAUCGUGGCGCGCGCGGUCUGGAAAUACUGGCCGCCGCAAAAGAUCGGCCCUCUGGUGGACUACACUGGGCUGGCCGCAGAGUCUGCGGGCAAGAUUGAUGCAGCAGCGGCGCCGGCGCCGGCGCUUAGCGUCAGCAGCAGCAGCAGCAGCAGCAGCAGCAGCAGCAGCAUCGUCGGGAAGGAGUUGGUUGGCAGCGACCAGGAGGAGGCCAGCAGAAGCGGGCUCGAGGCAGUGGCGGUGGCGGCUGAGUACGCUGUAGCCGCCCUGGAGUACCUGGACCCCAAGGCCCCCAACGCCGUGCAGCUGCUGGGCAGCCGCCUAGUGGUGUGGCUGGACAAGGACGGCCAGUGGCGCUGCUUCGAGGACCUGUGCCCCCACAGGCUGGCGCCGCUUUCGGAGGGCCGAAUCCAUGAGUCGGGGCAGCUGCAGUGCACCUACCACGGCUGGCGCUGGGACGCGAGCGGCGCGUGCACCUCCAUCCCGCAGAUCCCCGACGAGAAGGCGCACGCGGUGGCCACGGCCAGCCCGCGGGCGUGCGUCAAGAACUACCCCACGCAGGUGCGAGGGCUGGGCGCAUGCAAGGGCGCGCAGUGGGACUGGGCAGCAGGAGGCUGGGGGGACUGGAGGACCGAGAUCGGGGUCGGCGGGUGCUGA